This is a messenger RNA of Amyelois transitella, 3215 nucleotides long. RefSeq names its product homeotic protein empty spiracles. The transcript is spliced from 3 exons. NCBI's taxonomy places the organism in Eukaryota, Metazoa, Arthropoda, Insecta, Lepidoptera, Pyralidae. Gene Ontology annotation, biological process: neuron differentiation; brain development; regulation of DNA-templated transcription. The coding region runs from base 107 to 931 and encodes 274 amino acids. Gene Ontology annotation, molecular function: DNA-binding transcription factor activity, RNA polymerase II-specific; DNA binding. The record is from RefSeq and is a predicted model, not a curated record.
UAAGGCGAUCGUUACGCGCGGAAGCGUCACGAAAAUGGAUUGUGCUUUGUGUAACAUGUGCUUCUGAGAUUUGGUGAUAUUUUGUGUCGGACUUGUGUGCAAAAGCAUGAUGCCUCUCGCACCGACCCCUGUGGUGGCGGUGCCAUCGAAGCCGAAGAUAGGAUUUAGUAUAGACAGCAUAGUUGGGGGUUCAGAGAGACCUAAACAUGCAUCACCCCCUUUGGCAAGUCCAGGAUCGCCUUCUCCGGUGGCCAGCCCUCGAAGUCCUUCGCCCCGGCCCCUACUACGGCCAAGUGCGUUGCCAGCAGUUUUUCCGUCACCGGAAUUGAAGAGGUUACCUUAUUUGGAAGCUCAAAGUCAUCACCAUCAGUUCCUAGCGCAUUUUCAAGGAGCAGCUCUGGCUGCGGCUUUGGCGCAUCAGCAGCAAGGGUUUGGAGGUCCUCUUCCGCCUCAUCCACCGCCGCAUCCCGCCGCACCAGUUCCUAGAGAAUCGUAUCAACUGUACCCGUGGUUAAUCAAUAGGCACGGAAGGAUAUUUCCACAUAGGUUUCCUGGAGGUCCAGACAUCCCCGGGUUCCUCCUGCAGCCGUUCAGGAAGCCGAAGAGGAUUAGAACCGCCUUCUCCCCUUCGCAACUUCUGAAGUUGGAACACGCUUUCGAAAAAAAUCACUACGUUGUCGGCGCUGAAAGGAAACAGUUAGCGCAAGCGCUGAGCUUAACUGAGACGCAGGUAAAGGUGUGGUUCCAGAACAGAAGAACGAAGCACAAACGGAUGCAGCAAGAGGAGGAAGCAAAGACUGGCACCAAAUCCAGUUCCUCAGGUUCGAAGCCGGAUGAUGGAAACCAGUUUAACAAUUCCUAUGAAGAAGAAGAUGAAGAAUUGAUAGACAUGGAUAUGGACGAAUUAAGUGAAAGUGAAAAUGAAACGUAAGAGUGAAAAGUGACACUUAGAAGUGAUUUUGUAAAUAUUAGCUCGUAAUAUAUCUACCUAAGUAUUUAUUUAUGCUGUCCAACUGAUUUUAAUACUAUCGCUUUGGAAUAAUACUAUUUGUAAAUUUGGUAUAGUAAUGGUAUCUAUUGUACGCGCAAGUAACGUAAGUACUUAGGUACCUUUAUUUUAUCUCGGGAAGUUUCGAAUCAUGUUACUAUGAUCCGUGUUCACCGAGCGACUUUAAAAUACAUACAUAUGAUCACGUCUAUAUCCCUAGCGGGGUCGACAGAGCCACCAGUCUUGGAAAGACUGAAAGGCCACGCUCAGCUGUUUGGCUUUGUGAUAGAAUCGAGAUUCAAAUAGUGACAGGUUGCUAGCCCAUCGCCUAAAAGAGGCAUCCCAAGUUUAUUAGCCUAUCCCUUAGUCGUCUUAUACGACAUCCGUGGGAAAGAGAUGGAGUGGUCCUAUUCUUUUUUGUAAUAGUGCCGGGAACCACACGGCACUGUAAUGUACGUAGUGUACCUAACUAGUAUUACGUGCGCGUUAAAUACCUGGUAGGUAUUAUUUAUAAAUAGUAUUAAGCUAUGCACACUCCUGACUUUUGUCUCGGUAGCGUCUUACCUGGGGAAAGCCUAAAUCUGACUGGACGCUAUUUAAUAUGCGGGGAAGUGUAGUUAAACAAGUGGACUUUACUUAUGAGUGUACUUACUCUACCAAAACUACUUGGUUCGGUUCGAAUGGUUAUUAAAAUAUAUAUUGGUAAUGUUAUUUUAGAAAAUUUGAGAAUAGCAAACGUCGGAGUUUGCGCAUUUGUUUGGUCAACCUGUCAAUAUACUUUCAUAUAAUUAAUCAUCCUCGCACGCAUACGGGUACGCAUGACCAAACCAUCUAGGUAAGCGUUCCCUUUUAUAUUCCUGUCACUAAUCUUUUUCGCAGCAUUUUCUUAUGGAUAUAUCACCUGGAUUUCGAAUUAUCCUGCAAAAUAAAUGUCCUACAGUAUUCUUUUAUAUAAUUAAACAGAUUAAAUAUCUAAUUCAUCGAAUCAAUUUUCCAGACAUAAAACUUAAUUUAAAAAAUGCCAAUUCCAACUUAAAUUCCUCCAAUAACGAUAAUUAAUCGUUCAUAUCAAUUAAAAAGGCGGCCAUUAAUUUAGACAAUUCAAAAUGGCGGCAAGAUCUUGUUAGCGGUUCACGAAUUAUCUAAAUUGGUCGUAUUAUAAUAGUUUGGGGCUAAAUUAAUUAAAAAUGCCUCUUUUGAUGCGUCCCUUCACUUAUGUGGGUAUAAUUAGGCAUUUUAGAUCAUCGUUGUGAUAGGCGUGGCUUCAAAACGAGCUGUCAACGUAAGAGGAAGAUAGAUAUAUUCUAUAAAGGUUAUAGCAGAGCGAGAUGUUUGAUGGGAAAAUUGUACAGUCAUCUAUAUAAAUGUUUCAACAGUUUAAUUUAAUUGAUAGAUCGUUGAUUUAUUGAUUAAUUGCGUUUAUAACUGAUUUUAAUUAUUUGCUCGAGAAUAAGGUCAAUGAGUUUUAUAAUAAAGUAUACCUAUUAGGUAUUGAGAUUUAAAAAAGAUCAAAUUCUUAAAGGGCUACGUUUGUAAACCUAUUAAGAACGAAGUUUAAACUUAAAUAUUACCCAAAAAAGCUUAAGAAAAAGGCUUUUAAAGACAUUUGUUGCUGGAACAAUUUGAAACGUGAUUUUGAAUAAAGGUUGCUUUACAACAUCAAACCUACAUUUUUUUUCAAAUAUUGGCACAAAAUAUUUUUUUAAAAUUAAAAACUUGAUAUUUUCUUAAGACGAUUAUACUCUAAAACAAGGGCCUAUUAUUAAGAUGCGUUUAGAAACGCUUGUAUCUUACAUUUUAAUCGCGUUCAGUAAUUGCCCGAGACGGCCCAAAUUGUUUUUAAACUGUUGACGAUUGUUCUCUAUGGCUAUUUGUCUAUGCGCCCAAACUUUAUGAUUAAGAUCUAUCUAUGGUCUUUCACGCGCCAUAUUUAUUGUUCCAUACGUUGAAGUGUAAUUGGCUAUUAUUUUACUUUUCUCACUAAGAUUAGAGUAAUAAACGUGAUUAGUAUUUUUAAAAUAAAAUUAUAGAGAGAGCAUCCGUGUAAUUAGUAAUUUAACGAUAUGAAUAUAUUAACAUAUAUUUUUCGGUAAUUUUCUUUGUUUCUUAUAUGCUCUGCCACGUGACGAUAGUUCAGAAUUUGAUGGUAUGUUAAUUUUUUCACAUCAAGUUUUUAUUACCAUGAUAUCAAACAGAUACUGUAGUCAGUAUAGGUACCUAACCAGUA